GCCGUGACGCUCUGGGGUGGCAGAUGUGCCACUCGUGGCCCUGUUUACCCCGCAGCUCCGGCCCGGGCAGCGCGGCACGGGCGGGCAGCGCCUCCUGGACAGCCUGUGCCCAUCUUGUUUACCCUCCCUUGCCGUGUGACAGGUGCUGGCCCGGGACACCCGACACCGCCGGCGGCCGCGUGAUGGGGAGCGCCCAUAAAUAGCGGGGGCGAGGGGCGGCCAGAGCACCGCCAGGAGAGCACGGCCAGGAGAGCGCCAUGGACUUCCAAGCCGGUAUCCUGCAGGAUGGCAGCCCCAUGGAGAGCCUGGAGAAGCAGCUGAUCUGCCCCAUCUGCCUGGAGAUGUUCAGCAAGCCCGUGGUGAUCCUGCCCUGCCAGCACAACCUGUGCCGCAAGUGCGCCAACGACGUCUUCCAGGUGAGCGGGGUCCCCGCGCCCAGCCCGGGGCACAGCGCCUGUUCUGGGGACACUGAGGGACUGUCCCCGUGUUCGUCUCCCCCCUCGCAGGCUGCCAACCCGUACUGGCAGAGCCGGGGCAGUCUGAUCUCGGGGGGCCGGUUCCGGUGCCCCUCGUGCCGCCACGAGGUGCUGCUGGACCGCCACGGCGUCUACGGGCUGCAGAGGAACCUGCUGGUGGAGAACAUCAUCGACAUCUACAAGCAGGAGUGCUCCAGGUGGGCACAGACGGGGGGAACGGGGGGAUAUGGGGACGUGGGGACAGGGGGAUGGCUCCUUGCCGUGCCCCAGCAGCAGCACUGAGACCCCGAGAGAUUGCGCUGGGGUCUGGCUGCUCAGUGAUCCCCAAAUCAAAUCUUUCCCUGACUCAAAUCUCCCUCCCUGGACCAAAAUCUCUCUCCCUCAACCAAAAUCUCCCUCUCUCGA
Molecule: messenger RNA, 881 nt
Organism: Passer domesticus (house sparrow)
Lineage: Eukaryota; Metazoa; Chordata; Aves; Passeriformes; Passeridae
Product: E3 ubiquitin-protein ligase TRIM63-like
Exons: 1
Coding region: 258-758 (166 amino acids)
Biological process (GO): protein monoubiquitination
Molecular function (GO): ubiquitin protein ligase activity
Source: RefSeq, a predicted model, not a curated record